AGUCUUUGGAGGACAAAAACAAAAGAAAACAAGGAAAAUGGAGAAGUCAGAGAAAGUGGGUUAUUAAUGGCAAAGAUAGUUAGGACGUGGUGGGCGUAGCACGAAGCUUGGGGUUGAUGACCCAAACUUACUUCACGACACUUCCCAUUCCCCUCGACUUUGGCAUUGACAUCUCCUUUCCAUUCUUUUCAGUUUCAGAUUCUCUUUCCUGGGUCAUCUUUCUUUUUGGUGUUUGGAGGGCUCUUGCCAUCUUUCCUGCUCUGCUGAUUCUUGUUUCUAUUCACAGUUUUUGUUUUCUACAGUUUAAUCAGGGAGGAGGCUUGGCGAAGUCCUGUUGUUUUGUGCCUCUCCAGCUCUAAUUUGUUUCUGGACACAUAAUUGAACUACCAUAUAUCUCACAUCGCAUUUUGUCUUAUUAAGUGACAAUGGGAACUGUGGUGGUAAAGGAUGGUUCACAAAAGCAAAUGUGGAUACCAGAAACGAAGCUUGAGGCAAAAAUGGUUGAAGCCAUGCAGAGGAGGGAAGCUGAAGGAUGUACCAUAAAAUCAUUCAACAGCCUGAUCUUGAAAUUUCCAAAAAUUGAUGAGAACUUAAGAAAAUGUAAAGAUAUCUUUGAAGAAUUUGAUGAGGACUCCAAUGAUACAAUUGAUCAAGAAGAGCUGAGAAAAUGUUUCCAAAAGCUGGGGAUUUCUUUUACAGAGGAGGAUAUUAACGAUCUAUUUGAGGCCUGUGAUAUUAAUGAUGAUAUGGUGAUAAACUUCAAUGAGUUCAUUGUACUUCUCUGUAUAGUGUAUCUUCUUAAGGAUGAUCCUGCUUCUCUUCAUGCUAAAUCACGGAUGGGAUUGCCAAAUUUGGAGGCGACGUUCGAAACCUUGGUCGAUGCAUUUGUCUUCUUGGACAAGAAUAAGGAUGGUUAUGUCAGCAAGAAUGAGACGGUUCAAGCCAUAAAUGAAUCAGGGGAACGCUCUUCUGGACGAAUAGCAAUGAAAAGAUUUGAAGAGAUGGACUGGGAUAAAAAUGGAACGGUGAACUUCAAGGAAUUUUUAUUUGCAUUCACUCGUUGGGUUGGUAUUGAUGAUGACAACGAAGGAAUUGAUGACGACAAAGAGGAUGACGAGGAGGAAGACGAAGAUUGAAGAGAAUGUCCGGAAGUAGUCUGUAAGCUUGGAUCUCAGGUUCCUAAGGACUUGCUUGCAUUUCCAAUAAUGAUGAAGUUGAUACUAAUUCUUCAUUACAUAUCCAAUUAUGAUGUAAAUAUUUUCAAGAAUAGAACUUAAAUGCAAUACUAAACUUGAUAAAUUCAAAAUGUAUUCAGCACUGCUGCAUCUUUGUUUAGCUUGAAGUUGAGUUCUCUUUCGGCAGAUGAGCUCGAAUCUAGUCUGCAGGUUUAUUCCUCUAAACCUGCUUCAGAGGUUAAUAAAUUUGUGUAAUUCAUUUUUAUUUAUUUAAAAGUAAACAUUCAAUAGUUAUUAGAUUAUAA
Molecule: messenger RNA, 1480 nt
Organism: Manihot esculenta (cassava)
Lineage: Eukaryota; Viridiplantae; Streptophyta; Magnoliopsida; Malpighiales; Euphorbiaceae
Product: probable calcium-binding protein CML21
Exons: 5
Coding region: 426-1136 (236 amino acids)
Molecular function (GO): calcium ion binding
Source: RefSeq, a predicted model, not a curated record